Molecule: messenger RNA, 1821 nt
Organism: Hymenoscyphus albidus
Lineage: Eukaryota; Fungi; Ascomycota; Leotiomycetes; Helotiales; Helotiaceae
Source: the annotation of a GenBank genome assembly
AUGACACCCCAAGAAAGCCCCCUAGGACCGCUCCUUCGCGCCGCAGGCGAGAAACUCAUCUCCGUCCUCGCACCCACCACCACACCCCUCGAGGGCAGAAAAGACGACGUACCCAGCGAGCCCAAACCCACUCCCCCCUCACCACCUUCAAGUCCCGACUCGUUCCUGCGAAAACCCGAGCCGAGACGGGGACAAGCACGACGGCAAUCUUCGCAUCACACCCCCAAGACGGCGAAACCAGCGUCCAAAGAAGAGAGAGCAGAAGUCUUCGCGGUUAUCCCGAACAAAAAGGGCGAGGUGCAAACAACACCUGCUCCAGGCCAGUUCCAAGAACAUCUCUGCUCAGAUUCCGAACACGAGGGUGUGGGUGUGAGUGUGAAGGCUGAGAAGCGGAAGAGUAGGACAGAGAUGGUUCUCGAUCUCGGGGAGCAGGCAUUGAAACAUAUGCAGAAAGCCAUGUACGACGAGCGAUUCGAGCAGUCCAGGACGAAGAGGGGAAGUACGCAAUUGGGGAUCAAGGCGUUGGAGGAUCUGCGGGAUGCGAUGGAUGGGGAGUAUUUUGUGUCGAAAGACAAGUAUCGCGAAGCAGAGCAGCUGGGGAAGAAUGUAGAGGUUGCAGUGGAAUAUGCGUCUGGAGAGAAAGUUCUUUGGGGAGAGAAGGGAAAGGGGUCGAAGAUUCGGGGUCCUGAUACACCUCGCUUAGGUCCCUUGAGUAAAGGACAUGAGAAGGAUGAGAACGACGUGGUGCAGGAUGAGCAUCUUGAUAAUCUUCUCAAAAACAUCCAAGAGUGGAAUGUAACGAAGGAAGAGUUCAUGAAGCGAGAAGAGAAAAAGAAGCAGGAUUCGCAAAAACAGAAAGUUGGUAAGGAGAACGACAACACCAAACAUAACUUGUUACCCUCGGCAACGCAUUCUACGUCCAAACACCACGAGCAUAAGCUGCACGAUUCGCAAAAACACGUUUUUACCAGCCAAUACGCCUAUCUCAAGAGUGAUCAGCUCCCGAACGAGGAAACCCUCUUCGCGACAGCAAUGUCUCGCCCACUACGGACCCCAGCCAAGGCCUCGCUUAGCCAGGGCUCCCAAAACGUCCCUCAAGAACACCAAAGACAUCGACUCAACAAGGGACCCGCAUCAGAUAUUAUCUCCGACGAAGAUAUCCAAAAACAACCCGUCCCGGGAAGUUUCCCUCAAGACGUCAUUCCCGGAAGCCGACAACGCAAUCGGGUCGUCUUGAAGCCCACAGAAGGAAGCGACGAAGCCAAAAACCUAGCAACCUUCGACCAAGAGCAAGCCUUCAGAAAACACCAACACGACCAACGACGAAAACAAAAAAAUCACAAGCAUAAACCCGCAACGAUCAAACCACUCGGACAUCGGGAGUUGGAUGAGAACGGCAUGAUUCCCUUGAUGGAUGGGCCGGUGAUUGUUUCGAGAAAGUUGGGGAAGGAUGGGAAGGUUAUGGUUGUUCCUGCUGUGAGUGGGGCUCGGCAAUCUGCAAGCUUUGAGACGGCUGAGCGUCAGGUCCUGUCGAUGUCAAAGGCGGAAGAUGGGAAGGGAAUGGGAGAGAACCUUGCCCCAAACAACUCCAAGGAUGAUUCGCAACUUGUGGGUGCUUCGCCUGAGCCAGUCAAAGAGAUCCCAUGGACUGCUGAAGGUCCUUUGGAACGAGUACGAUGACAUCUCGGCCCCAUGCAGUAUUACAGCUCUGACUCUGAGUAAGCACUCUCAUCCCGAUCCACAGAAGAAAAUACUAAUAAUAUAUGAAAGGCACUCGGAAGGAUCUCAACAUUAACCGACAAAAGAAAUGCCAUGCAGUGA